GAGUCGCCACUCUAGGCGGAGACUCGAUGGUCAGCCAGCCCGGCGCCCAGCCGGGGAUCCGCGGAUCUCUAUGGUGGGGGAGCCGGGGCAGAGCGCCGUGCUCCGUGCCCGGCGGCGCUCUAGGCCGCCUCUCGAUGGUGCGGGCGGUUGCUAGGCGGUGCGGGGCCUAGGCCGCGGCGGGUCGGCGCCGCCAUGGCCGCGGCGGGCCCGGCGGAGGGGCCGUGCGUGUUGUGCUGCGGGGAGCUGGAGGUGGUGGCGCUGGGCCGCUGCGACCAUCCCAUCUGCUACCGGUGCUCGGUGCGGAUGCGGGCGCUGUGCGGCGUGCGGUACUGCGCGGUGUGCCGGGAGGAGCUGGGCCAGGUUGUCUUCGGGCGGAAGCUUACGUCCUUCUCAACAAUAGCACUUAACCAGUUGCAGCAUGAGAAGAAAUACGACAUUUAUUUUAUGGAUGGAGAUGUUUAUGCACUGUACAGGAAGCUGCUGCAGCAUGAAUGCUCUUUGUGUCCAGAUGUGAAGCCUUUCAACACCUUUGCAGAUCUGGAACAGCACAUGAGGAAGCAGCAUGAACUCUUCUGUUGCAAACUCUGUGUUAAACACUUAAAGAUUUUUACUUACGAACGGAAAUGGUAUUCUCGUAAGGACCUUGCCCGUCAUCGAAUCCAUGGAGAUCCAGAUGACACCUCUCAUCGUGGGCAUCCCCUGUGUAAAUUUUGCGACGAGCGUUACUUGGAUAACGAUGAGUUACUGAAACACCUAAGGCGAGAUCAUUAUUUCUGUCAUUUCUGUGACUCUGAUGGCGCUCAGGAAUACUACAGUGAUUACGAGUACCUUCGUGAGCACUUCCGUGAAAAGCACUUCCUUUGUGAAGAGGGACGGUGCAGCACGGAACAGUUUACUCACGCUUUCCGCACAGAAAUAGAUUACAAAGCGCACAAAACAGCCUGCCACAGCAAGAGCAGGGCAGAGGCCAGGCAGAACCGGCAGAUAGACCUUCAGUUUAACUAUGCUCCUAGGCACCAGAGGAGGAACGAGGGUGUUAUAGGUGGAGAGGACUAUGAAGAAGUUGACAGGUAUAACAGGCAAGGGAGGUCGGGCAGAUUGGGCAGCCGAGGAAGUCAGCAAAACAGAAGAGGCAGCUGGAGGUAUAAGAGGGAAGAAGAAGACAGAGAUGUUGCAGCAGCAGUCAGGGCGUCUGUAGCAGCUAAACGGCAAGAAGAGAAAAAACGGGUGGAAGACAAAGAGGACAGCAGCAGUAGAGGUAAAAAGGAAGACUUGAGGGAUUCUGAAGUGCUCAGCUCCAAACGUCUGCCAAAGUCGACAAAUGAUGCUACAGAAGCAGCUGCUAAUGGUGCUUUAAGCCAAGAUGACUUUCCAGCAAUUGGUUCGGCAGCGGGACCUCUACAAGGCUCUGCCCAGCUAGCAGCGGUUAAGCUUAAAGAAGAAGAUUUCCCAAGCUUGUCAUCCUCUGCAGCACCCACCAUCUCUUCUGGGAUGCCUUUGACAUACACAGCGACUGCAAAGAAAGCAGCUUUUCAGGAGGAGGAUUUUCCGGCUCUGGUGUCCAAAAUGAGGCCUAACAAUAAAACGGUAACAAACAUCACAUCUGCGUGGAACAACGGUUCCAGUAAAAAUGUGGUUAAAGCCAUCAGCAACCCUUGUGUAAACCAGAUAGCCAAAAAACCAUCCUCCUUGAAUAGCACUAAGGGAAGUAAGAAGAGCAAUAAACUCUCUCUGUCAGACGAUGAAGACAGUGGUAGUGGCUUGACGACCCAGGAGAUCAGAAACACCCCAACGAUGUUUGAUGUAUCGUCCUUGCUGGCAGCUUCUACCUCACAGACUUUCACAAAAGUGAGCAAGAAAAAGAAGGUGGGGGUUGAGAAGCAGAGACCGUCGUCCCCGCACCCGUCACAGGAGACAUCCUUUCCCAGGGCAUCGGCCGAAAAGCUGCCGGAAGCAGAGCAGACACCAAAUGCACCCUCCGCUCUUCACGCCGCUGACAGAUCCGCAGCGGUCAUGAAUGGUCAUCUGGAAAAAUCAUUAGCCAUCUGUAGCACACCCAAAGAGCCCCCUGGCCUUAAAAAGCCCACAGUGACUAACAAAUGCCCUUUACCUCAGGAAGACUUCCCAGCUCUUGGGAGCUCAGGAUCGGCUAGAAUGCCCCCGCCACCAGGCUUUAACACUGUGGUGCUAUUAAAGAGUCCUCCUCCGCCUCCGGGACUGUCGGUGCCUGUUAGUAAACCCCCUCCAGGUUUUGCUGUUAUUCCAUCCACCAAUAUCUCUGAACCUGUCACUACGUCUUUGAAAGAGCCAAAAUCCUGUCGCGGAUCGUACUUGAUACCUGAAAACUUUCAGCAAAGGAACAUUCAGCUGAUACAAUCUAUUAAAGAAUUUCUUCAAAGCGAUGAGUCCAAGUUCAAUAAAUUUAAAACUCAUUCUGGGCAGUUCAGACAGGGUCUGAUUUCUGCAGCACAGUACUACAAAAGCUGCCGAGAACUGCUUGGAGAUAACUUCAAGAAAAUUUUUAACGAGUUGUUGGUGUUGUUACCGGACACAGUUAAGCAACAAGAACUGCUUUCUGCUCACAACGAUUUCAGAAUCAAAGAAAAACAAAGCUCCAACAAACCCAAAAAGAACAAAAAGAAUGUUUGGCAGAGGGACUCCAACUCCGACCUCGACUGCUGUAUCUGCCCGACGUGUAAGCAAGUGCUGACUCAGCAGGACGUUGUCACCCAUAAAGCUUUGCAUAUUGAGGACGAGGAGUUCCCUUCCUUACAAGCAAUCAGCAGAAUCAUCAGUUAGCUUUCCCGAAGACCAAUAAACCAGUCUGUCUCUCUCUGAAUCGGCACUUUUUGGAAGGAGGUUUGGCUGUGUAGUGUGGCUGAGAGCCGGUGCCCGUGGAGGAGUCGGGGAGCUGUUGGAGCCCUCGGUGCUGUUCAUAAAUAUUGUGCACGGGGCUCCCGGGACUGCGCCGUAGCUGACGAACAGCCAAAGUCUGAGCUUCCGAAACGCCUGAGUAGAAUUAGGCUGAAGUUGCAGGGGGUGGGGGGGGUGGGGGGGGGGGCGGGCAGGGGCCACCUUUCUCCUGUACCAUGCAAUAGCUGAGAAAAUACUUUCUGAUCUGAAGACUGACAGGGGACACAAUAGGGGAAGAAGCAUCUGGUUUGGGUUUUUUCUUUCUUUUUUCAGGGGGUGGGGGAAGAUACUGAACGGAAGCAAAAGUGGCUUCCCUUAUAAUAUUCUGAUUUUUUUUUUUUUUUUUUUUUGUGCUGUUUCUGUGACCACAAAGAUCACAGUAGUCAGGGGUAUAAAGGUGCAGAAUAGGAAAAGAUGCUACUCACUGGUGAGUAAAACAAUUACAGCUGCGGGUCUGUAAACAUCGGGCUGCUCCUACAGCAAAUUCCUGUCUGAAAGCGGAAUUAAUUCUACUUGAAGAAUUGGACUGAUCAGUGCGAUUAGUUGAACGUGAGAUUUUGAAGUUGCCUCUGACCUUUUAUGUAACAUGUUCUUUAAAGAAACUUAUUUUGUAGCACUGCAUGUAGAAUAGUAACGUUAAGGCUUUACUUUCCGUAAAGCACCCUUCACAGUCCUUUUAUUUAAUGACUGCCAUGUUUCUAAUUUCUUGGAUGUGUUAAUGGUGGGAGCUCUGGCCAACAGCAUACCGGGACAUUAAAUGCUGCUGAUCACUGACCGUGUUUCUCUGCAGUGCCUUUAAGUGCAUUUCUCCGGUUACGGUGGGCUGCACUACCAAGGGUCAUUUGUUCAGACUCUGUGGAGCGUUUGCCACCCGCGCCGGGUGGCGCAGCUUUGCCAAGGCCCCGCUCGCUCCCGCCUCGGCGACGAGGGGGGAAUCUCUUCCUCGUUUGCAGCGACUCCCCCGGCGGAGGGACGGGAGGAAUUCACGGCUGUGAUUCAGCGUCUGAGUCUCUCCCGUCCCGCCCGACCAGGUUUAGUUAUCUUUAACGUGGGGGGAAUAAAGUCGAAAUUAAUUUAUGUAAUUUUUCGUGACAAACCGCUGCUUUUAUAGAAGCAUCAUUUCUACGAGAUAGAGCUCGGAGUGUUGCUGAAGAGCUAGUCCUGGCCACAGAAAGUUUCCCUUUUCUUAGGCUUCUUAUUUUUGCUUGCUGUCAGGCUGCACCGUGCUUUUGUUGUUUUGUUUUUGUUUUUGUUUUUUUUUUUUUUUCUGACUAAUUGAGGCUCUCCCAUCACCUGAGCGUGUUGUAUUCAGCACCGGGCCCAGGCUGCACCCCCUGCACACGGAGCUGGGGCGGGGGGGGAUGAGGGGAGGAUUAUUUGCCCGUCCGGCUCUUUAGAAAACGCAUGAAGACGUGACAAGUAGUGACGCUUGUGUGCUCCUGCUCCGGGGCGGGGUGCGAGGCCGCGCCGCUUCCCCUUUGCUGCCUCCCACCCCCCCGGCUGCUCCUCGCCCGGGCUCUGCUCGGGGACACGGGGCACCCGUUCUCUGCAGGAGUCUCUUACGUCUUCCCUCGACUCUCCGUUUCUUCUGGGUUAGCAGACACGUGGUUCCCACCGGGCGGGUGCCGCUCUAAAGUUUCCUCGAGGCGACCGAUCUCUCUGGCCUGACGAGUGCAGUUUCCUUGUUCCUCGUGCUCACCUGAUUCAAUAAAGUAUUACCAAAUUUU
Tyto alba (common barn owl) is the source of this 4640-nucleotide messenger RNA. It is a transcript of the gene ZNF598, whose product is annotated as zinc finger protein 598, E3 ubiquitin ligase. Gene Ontology annotation, biological process: protein ubiquitination; rescue of stalled cytosolic ribosome. Gene Ontology annotation, molecular function: ribosome binding; ubiquitin protein ligase activity. The transcript is spliced from 12 exons. NCBI's taxonomy places the organism in Eukaryota, Metazoa, Chordata, Aves, Strigiformes, Tytonidae. The record is from RefSeq and is a predicted model, not a curated record. The coding region runs from base 193 to 2799 and encodes 868 amino acids.